AUGAAGCUUCUCGCAUCAACCGUCCUUAUGGGCGCUGCUGCGGCAUCCAUACCUCAACAACAGGUUCUCCAGAACCCAUUCAAAUCAGCAACAAAGCCGGUCUCUGAUGCUUGGUCUAAAUCAAUGGAAUCUUUGGGUCAACUCACUGGUUCCAUGAAAGGCAUGACUGCCGAAGCCAAAGCUAUCUGGGAUGAAGUUUCAAUGCUUUUCCCGGAGGCGAUGGAAAAAGCUACCUUCUUCUCUCAACCAAAACCUCAUACAAGAAGACCAGAUUCUACCUGGGAUUAUAUUGUCAAGGGCGCAGAUAUUCAAAGCGUUUGGGUUGAGAACUCGGAGGGAGAGAAGGAGCGCGAAAUUGAUGGAAAGCUUGAGCAAUACAACAUGAGAGCUAAGAAGGUUGACCCUAGCAAGCUCGGUGUUGAUACAGUCAAGCAAUACAGUGGUUAUUUGGAUGAUGAGGAGAAUGAUAAGCAUCUUUUCUAUUGGUUCUUUGAAUCUAGAAAUGACCCUAAGAACGAUCCAGUCGUUCUUUGGUUGAACGGAGGGCCAGGAUGUUCUUCUUUAACCGGCCUCUUCCUCGAACUUGGUCCUUCCUCAAUUGACAAGAACCUCAAACUACACAACAACCCAUACUCAUGGAACGCCAAUGCUUCCGUUAUCUUCCUUGACCAACCGGUUAAUGUUGGAUACUCAUACAGUGGUUCAUCUGUUAGCAACACAGUUGCUGCAGGCAAGGAUGUUUAUGCUCUUCUCACCUUGUUCUUCAAACAAUUCCCUGAAUACGCUAAGCAAGAUUUCCACAUUGCUGGUGAAUCUUAUGCCGGUCAUUACAUUCCAGUUUUCACAAGUGAGAUCUUAUCUCACAAGAAGCGCAACAUCAACCUCAAGUCCGUUCUUAUCGGUAACGGUUUGACUGAUGGACUUACACAAUAUGAGCACUACAGACCAAUGGCUUGUGGAGAGGGUGGAUGGCCAGCCGUUCUCGGUGCCAGCGAAUGUCAAGCUAUGGAUAACGCUCUUCCACGUUGCCAAAGUUUGAUUCAAAACUGCUACGACAGCGAGAGCGUUUGGUCUUGUGUUCCAGCAAGCAUUUACUGCAACAAUGCUAUGAUGGGACCUUACCAAAGAACUGGACAGAACGUUUAUGAUGUUCGUGGCAAAUGUGAAGACACCAGCAACUUGUGCUACUCUGCCCUUGGCUGGAUCAGCGAGUUCUUGAACAAAGCCGAUGUUCAAAAGGAACUUGGUGUUGAAGUUAGCAGUUACGACAGCUGCAACUUUGAUAUCAACAGAAACUUCCUCUUCCAAGGUGACUGGAUGCAACCUUUCCACCGUCUGGUACCAGGUAUCCUCGAGCAAAUUCCAGUCUUGAUCUAUGCUGGUGAUGCUGAUUUCAUCUGCAACUGGCUCGGAAACCAAGCAUGGACUGAUGCUCUUGAAUGGCCUGGCCAAAAGGAUUUCAAUGCCGCCAAGACCAAGGAUCUCCAAUUGGAGAACGGAGACAAGACUGGUACCUUCAAGAGCAGUGGUAACUUCACCUUCGCUCUUGCUGCUCAAUUCGUCAAGGCUCCUACAGAUCUUAUUAAUGCCACUGGAUACCUUGAUUUGCCAGUUCGAUACAAAGAAGUCCCAACUGGUGUAUGUGAAACGCAGGAAGGUGUUAAGAGUUACUCGGGAUAUGUGGAUGUCGAGGAAGAUCAACAUGUCUUUUGGUGGUUCUUCGAAACCCGUAACGGUAACGCAUCGGAGGCUCCAUUAACAGUAUGGAUCAACGGCGGACCGGGCUCUUCUUCUAUGAUUGGUCUUUUUGAGGAAAAUGGACCGUGUUAUAUUGAUGCAGAGGGAAGUGUGAUCAAUAAUCCUUAUAGUUGGAAUAAUGUUAGCAACAUGAUUUAUAUUGAUCAGCCUACUCAGGUCGGUUUCUCAUAUUCGAUUCCAGUCAAUGGAUAUGUUGAUCCUAGCUCGGGUUACAUCAUCACUUUGCCAAAUGCUACUUGUCCAGACUAUGCACAGGGUUCGGACUGCGGAACUUAUAGUUAUGGAAAUGAAAGUCUUACAGUCAAUACUACCCAGGCUGGAGCUCCUAACUUCUGGAAAACCUUGCAAGGGUUCAUGGGUGCUUUCCCUGAAUACUCUCGAAAUGGAUUUCACUUUGCGACUGAGAGUUAUGGUGGACAUUAUGGUCCAAUAUACAAUGAGUAUAUUGAAACUCAAAACGCCAAGAACAUCUCCGGUGCUCAUCAGAUCUCCCUUGAAUCGGUUCUGAUCGGAAAUGGCUGGUAUGAUCCAUUGAUCCAAUAUCAAGCUUACUACAACUUUACCGUCUACCCCGGUAACACUUAUGACUAUUCUCCCUUCAACGAGAGUGUACAAGCCCAAUUCUACAAUAAUCUCUACGGUGCCGGAAACUGUGUCGAUCAAGUCAAAGACUGUGCAGCGAGAGGUAUCAAUGAGAUUUGUCAAGCUGCAGAUGCUUUCUGUGCUGAUCUCGUAGAAAGUGUCUAUGAUAUCUACUUGGGAAGAGAUGAAUAUGACAUGAGAGAAUUGACACCUGAUCCUUUCCCAUAUGGUUACUACACAUCAUAUCUCAACACACCAAAGGUCCAAGCUGCUAUUGGUGCUUUCCAGAAUUUCACUAGUUAUGCAAAUGCAGUAGGAAGUGCUUUUGCCGCUACUGGUGAUGAUGAUCGAGAGUCUGGUACUAUUGAGGCGGUCAGAGCAUUGCUUAGCCAAGGAGUUUACGUUGCUAUGAUGGCCGGUGAUGCCGAUUACAAUUGCAACUGGCUAGGUGGAGAAGUAGUCGCCAACGAAGUAAACGCCACCAACUUCUCCGUCGCCGGCUACACCAAUAUUACCACCUCUGACUCCAUCGUCCACGGUCAAGUAAAGCAAUCCGGACUCUUCUCCUUCUCCCGCAUCUACGAGUCCGGUCACGAAGUUCCCUUCUACCAACCUCUUGCCUCUCUCGAAAUCUUCGAAAGAGUCAUUGGAAGAAAGGAUAUCGAAAGUGGAUUGAUUAGCAUUGAUAGUAACAAAACUUACUUGACGACGGGAACGCAAAAGAGUACGUAUAGAGAAGGCAACGCAACGAUCCAAUUCGAGGUUUUGCCAUCAAAUAGUACAUAUAACACCACUUUGAAUGGGCCAAACCCAGUAAGUCUCGCGAAGAGCGAAUUGAAGAGGUCACUUUUGGGGAGGGAUAGUGGAAGUGGAGGUAUGAAGAAGAGAUUUAAGCCGCAAAGUAAGAAAUCGAAGAGGACUUGGCAUUGA
Messenger RNA from Botrytis fragariae, 3270 nucleotides. Its product is annotated as putative carboxypeptidase s1 protein. The transcript has 9 exons. NCBI's taxonomy places the organism in Eukaryota, Fungi, Ascomycota, Leotiomycetes, Helotiales, Sclerotiniaceae. Gene Ontology annotation, cellular component: fungal-type vacuole. The record is from RefSeq and is a predicted model, not a curated record. Gene Ontology annotation, biological process: proteolysis. Bases 1 to 3270 code for a protein of 1089 amino acids. Gene Ontology annotation, molecular function: serine-type carboxypeptidase activity.